CAAAAUUUUCUUCUUUUAGUUUUUCAAUAGAUUUUUUACACACAAGACGUUUUAUUAAAUAAGCAAAUUUUUGGAAAGAAUAAUAUUAAAUUGUUUAUAAGAAAAAAACCUGAUAUUGAAAUUUAAUUAUAAAUUUCCGCCAUGAAUCCAUGUCAUAUUUGUCAAACUGAAACAAAAAAUAGUUGUUCGAAUUGCAAACAAGUGUUUUAUUGCAGUGCCGAACAUCAAAAGAAAGAUUGGAAGGAGCACAAGAAGAAUUGUCAUCCAUUUAAGAUUGCAGUUAACAAUGAAUUGGGUAGACAUUUGGUGGCCACUCGCACCAUUAAACCCUUUGAAAUCGUUUUGAAAGAAACUCCCCUGUUUCGUGGCCCCUCUCAACUAACUGCCCCCGUUUGUUUGGGUUGUCUGAAUGCCAUCGAUCCUCAGGACUAUAAAAAUUGUGAAAAAUGUGGCUGGCCGCUGUGUGGCGAUGAGUGUGUCUAUAAAGCCGAACACAUCUAUGAAUGUGAAUUAACCGCGGCAAGAGGUAAACCGGCCAAUGUCCAAGAAUUCACCAAUCCCCAUCCGCUGUAUCAGUGCCUGAGUACGGCACGUUGCCUGAUGUUGCGUGACAAGGAUAUGGAGAGAUGGAAGAAAAUCAAUGAAUUGGAAUCAUUGGAGGAUCAACGCCGGGGAUCGAUGCAAUGGAAGGCGGAUUAUGAGAGUGUAUGCAAAUUUAUAUUGAAAUUCUUCAACACCAAACUCUUUAGUGAAGAUGAAAUAAUGCGGAUUAUUGGCAUUUUACAAAUCAACGGUCACGAAGUGCCCACCUCUGAUCCACCUCAUGUUGCUCUGUUCUACAAGGCCUCAUUCUUGGAACAUUCAUGUACACCCAAUUUGGCAAAGAGUUUCAACAAAGAUGGCAAUCUAAUUCUCUGGGCUCCCAAAGAGAUUAAAAAGGGUAGUCAUCUCAGCAUUUGUUACUCCGAUGCUGUGUGGAGUACCGGCGAUCGUCAACGUCAUUUGAUGCAAACGAAAAUCUUUAAGUGUCAAUGUCCAAGGUGUCUCGAUGUCACCGAAUAUGGCACCAAUUAUUGUGCCCUCAAAUGUGAAAAGGAUAGCUGCAGGGGUUUGAUGUUGCCGGCCAGUCUCAACGAUUGGCACAAGGAGUGGACUUGUAUGGAAUGUAAAUCUCAGGUAGAUAAGGUCUAUGUCAACAACAUACUGGAGAGAGCCGGCAGUGAUAUUAACGCCAUGGAGAAAACAAAAGAAAAUUGCCUAAAAUAUUUACAACACUAUGGCAAAUGGUUGCCCGGCAAUCACUACUACAUGUGCGAGGUGAAAUUGUAUUUGGUACAACAAUUGGGUAAACAAGUUAACGAACUGAUGGUAUUGUCUGCUGAAGAGUUGAACAUGAAAUUGGAAUAUGGCAAAGAAUUGGUGGAGCUCUAUGAAAAAUUGGCACCAUGUGAGGUCCGCAUGCUGGGUACAUUGUGUUUUGAGGUGCACUCAGCCAUUGCCGAAAACACCAGACGCAUAUCACUGCAAACGAGUCUAUCGCCCAAGGAGCUCUUAGAAGAAUCUCUAUUGUAUGUGGAGAAGGCCGUCGGUUAUCUACAAUACGAAUCGGAUAUCUUUGUUGAGGGUCAUAUUUUGAAACAAGCCAAAAUCAAUAGAGAUGCCCUGAAAAUGGUUAUGAGAAUGUAAACAUCAAGAAUAAAGUGAAUAAAGAAGGAAUUAAAUAAAAAAAAUCAAAUAAAUGUCAUAUUAAAAAAA
Messenger RNA from Musca domestica (house fly), 1755 nucleotides. RefSeq names its product SET domain-containing protein SmydA-8 (gene SmydA-1). Lineage: Eukaryota; Metazoa; Arthropoda; Insecta; Diptera; Muscidae. Bases 142 to 1686 code for a protein of 514 amino acids. The transcript has 6 exons. The record is from RefSeq and is a predicted model, not a curated record. Gene Ontology annotation, molecular function: protein binding.